Messenger RNA from Notothenia coriiceps (black rockcod), 3431 nucleotides. Its product is annotated as A-kinase anchor protein 13. Bases 577 to 1524 code for a protein of 315 amino acids. Gene Ontology annotation, cellular component: actin cytoskeleton; membrane. The transcript has 7 exons. The record is from RefSeq and is a predicted model, not a curated record. Gene Ontology annotation, biological process: adrenergic receptor signaling pathway; positive regulation of canonical NF-kappaB signal transduction; regulation of Rho protein signal transduction. Gene Ontology annotation, molecular function: MAP kinase scaffold activity. NCBI's taxonomy places the organism in Eukaryota, Metazoa, Chordata, Actinopteri, Perciformes, Nototheniidae.
GGUAGGUAUGUAGUCCCCGGGUGCUGUACACUAGCUGCCCACUGCUCAUAGUACUAGACUCCUGGUACUAGGAUGGGUUAAAAGCAGAGAACACAUUUCACUGUGUGUGCUGUGUGCUCUGCAUGUGCGAGCAUUAAAGAGGGUUUCAUCCCUCCCAUUCUUCUAUUCUAUAGUUAGCUCAUUUCUACAAGCUGUUGUGGUAUAAAGGGAAUGUCAACAUAUCUAACAGAAGACUCCCCACUAUAGCUUUAAACCAACACAUUACCCUCUAUAAUGAAUGGGAAUGUAAAUGUCUCCACUGUGGGAGGUAUUCUGAUUCUGAACCCUUUAUUCCAGUCAGCACAUCAUCAGUCAUUUUCCACUCCGCUGCAGCCAAGCAGAUAUCUGCUCCAAUAUCUCUGCUGCUCACAGUCUAGACACACUCUCUGCUAGCAUUAUAUUACAGUAUGACUGUGUGCUGUUAUAUCUGCUGUAAUCUCUCUGUGUGUGUGUGUGUGUGUGUGUGUGUGUGUGUGUGUGUGUGUGUGUGUGUGUGUGUGUGUGUGUGUGUCUCAGGGAGCUACUGCCAGCCUACAGAUGAUGCUGAAGAGAAACAAUGAGCAGGUGCAGCACAGCGUGACGCAUCUCCACGACCUGCUGAUCUCACUCCAGGCUGUGGUGGUGCAGCAGGACUCCUUCAUCGAGGACCAGCGGCAGACCCUGAACGAGCGGCUGGUGGCCAACUCUUCCAGACACUCGUCGUCUUCCUCCCUCUCCUCCUCUUCCUCCUCCCGGCCCUCCUCCCUCAUCGAGCAGGAGAAACACAGGAGCCUGGAGAGGCAGCGCCAGGAGGCGGCCACCCUGCAGAAGCAGCAGGCUGCACACCAGGAAGAGAAGAGGAAGAGAGAGAAGGCCUGGGACAUGAAGGAGAGAUGUCUGGCAGAGCGAGAGGAGAGGCUGCAGGCGGAGGAGGAGCAAAGCAGGAAGAGGCACCAGGAGCUGGCCGAGGAGGCGGAGACGCUGCAGAGGAAGAAAGAGGAGUACCAGGGAGAGCUGGAGAGGCUGAGGGAGGCGCAGAGGAGGCUGGAGAGAGACAAGGACGCUCUGAGGAGAGACACGGAGCGACUGGAGGACCUGCAGAGAGAAGAGUCGGAGCAGCUUCAGAAGUACCAGCGGACCCCCUCCACCACCUCUGAAGACUCCAUGAGGUCCCACAGCACCUGGUCUCUGGAUCUAGAUUCAAAAGAAGCAGCAGAACAGCUUAAAGGGGUUGAGCUCUCAUCUUCGGCCCCCGCCAAAGAACCUUUCCUCCGCAUCGGAUCCAAGAGGAUGGGCAAACACUUCAACCCCUUCUCCUCGUCCUCCUCCUCUAAGCCUCAGGGAGCAGAGAAGGAGUCCCAGCUGCCCCGGCUGCUGCAGCUGACCAAACCUAAAGAGAAGAAAGACAAGAGGAAGAAGAAAGGCAAAGGAGAGCUGACUCCCACGGAAAGCAACGCUACAGUCAUGUCGGACCCUCAGAAUGAUGGAGACAUCUUCUUCUGCUGAGAACCUGGACCACCAUGCACCUUCCUGAGGAGCCACACUGCAGGCCUCGCAGCAAACAGGACGCCUUAUCCCUCUUUUUGGAUUUAAAUUGUCCGCCUGUCAGACACAAUGGACAGUCUGACUUACUUGCGUGUGUUCCAGGUAAAUAGAAGUUUUGGCCUCCGCCAGGGGACACCAGAGGACAUGAUGGUGAGCCGAUGACUGUCAUUCACAAGUGCCAACAAUUUCCCCGACAAGCUUCCAGCAGUUCAGAGAUGUGACGCAAAGCCAUGGAUCAAUGUGACGACACCAAUUGGAAAGUGUCAUGUGAUAGACCAAGUCACAUGGUGCCUCAAGGCUUUCAAAUGUAGCUUUAACAUGAACCAACCAUAGAGUGGUGCAGGGAUGACGUAUUUUUGUAGGCAGAAAUGGAAGUUAGCAUCACAAGGGCUCCCUUGACAAAUAGCUAACGGUAAUUUUCCAUUGGAUUUUGGAUUAUUGCAGAAAAUAAGCUCUGUGGCAAACACACUUUUAUGAUAAUUACAUGUUUUUUUAGCAUAAUAAUCUCUACAUAUUAACCCCACUUUACCACCACUUCUGAAGCGUAAAUGCAGUCACGAAAAGUAAAAAAAGCAUCGCUAAGCUAAAGGCGGCUAACGUUCGACUUUAUGACGUUAAGUCGCCACUUGUUAGCAAACAUUGUGGUAUUUAAUGGCAUAUCUUAUGUCGUAGAACAAAACGUGAACAUCUCUUAAACUGGUGUUAAUCACAGACUUUAUUUCAGACUUCUUAACACAUUAAAAAAAACGUUCACUUUGAGACAAAGUGCUAAGAUUCGCUUUAUUUCCGUGUUUGAAGACUUAUUCCUGCACCGCUGUAUGACUGCCAUUUCUUUCAAGUAUCGCUAAUGCUAACUCUGAAUGUUUGUGAUGCUAGCGGCUCCUCAGCUUCAGUGAAGUUCCACUGGCUGAACCUUUAGUCUAAAGUGUGAUUUGUGUGUCACCACAUUUGCUUUAACUCCAGUUUUAUCUGUCAAGCUGUCAGAUAUGAGGGAGUAACAGUCGCCACGCCUCAUUGCUCACUGUCCACACUGUGCAGAGGUCAGUGUGUCCACAGACAAUCAACCAAUCACAGGUCAGUCACAGAGGGACACGCUCUGCUUAUAGUGCCUUACGUCUGAUAUCUAGAUAUAGAUAUAGUCUGCGAUGACUCAUGCUCAAAGUGUACAUUCUCAGAUAAUCACCUCCAAUAUGUAGACAUCACUCCUGUGGGAUAGGUGGUGUAUGAAUUUAGCUCCGUGUGAGCCCUGCAGAAGAAUCAGUGCUCAGCUUUAAUCGUCUCAGUGUGACAAUCACUUCAGCUCAACAGGAUCAGGAAUACAAAGAUUUUAACAUGCACUUUAUAUACAUGAGUAUUUUCUUCUGUCAUUUCCUAAUUAUUGAAUCAGAAUUGUUUAAGUAAUCUGGUACUUAUUACAGGGAAAAUGGGAAGCUCCUUGAAAGUCUGACAUCACAGUGUGUGUGUGUGUGUGUGUGUGUGUGUGUGUGUGUGUGUGUGUGUGUGUGUGUGUGUGUGUGUGUGUGUGUGUGUGUGUGAAUGUUGGCUUGUGUUGUUAAGCGCUUUUCAAAUUAAACAUUUUAUUGUCUCUACGUCAAACCCCUCAAAGUCCUUAAAGAUUCUUUUUUUUAUUUUCCGCUCUACAUGAUUAUCUCUCAGGACUUCAGGGGCUCCGUACUGUAUGUAUGCUUGCUUCUACAUUUCACAUAUUUUUACAUUUUUGCAUGUCCAUUUAAUUGAAGUUAAUUAUUAAGAAGUGUACCAUUUGGACAUUGGUUUCCCGAUGAUUAGUAUGACACUGUUGUUUGUAGUAAAAGCCCUACUAAAAGACUAUUUGGAGAAGACAGAAUUAUAAGCAUUACCCAUAAAAA